This is a messenger RNA of Quercus robur (English oak), 432 nucleotides long. RefSeq lists its product as uncharacterized. Bases 1 to 432 code for a protein of 143 amino acids. NCBI's taxonomy places the organism in Eukaryota, Viridiplantae, Streptophyta, Magnoliopsida, Fagales, Fagaceae. The record is from RefSeq and is a predicted model, not a curated record. The transcript has a single exon.
AUGAGCAGGGAAGACCAGCAUGAAUCCACUAGUACUACUGUCGUUCAUUCCUCCAUUGCUCUAUUGCAAGAGAGGUUUAGACAGCUCCAAAGAGUGAAGGAAAUGAGGGAGGAGAGAGCACUCAAGAAAAUGCUCACCGAACCUAAACAUAAACAGCUCGAUUCCAAUCCCACCAUGCAUUAUGUUCAGCCUUCAAGCAGGUUGUUUUUCGACUCUGAGUUGAGCAUUCCACCAAGAUCACCACCCCAUGUUGCACUCUCUAUUUGGCCACAAUCCCAAACCAAUCAUGCAGAUUACACUAGCAGCUACAGCCAGACCCAACUCUUCGAGAACUCUUGCCCCACAGAUCAUAGACCCUCUGCUCUCACUUCUUUCAAUAAAUCCAAUGACUCUGAUUCUCACCCUGAUGUUGAUACUUCUCUCCAUCUGUAA